AUGCCGCCGCUCACAUCCUACCCCCAAUCGAGCACGGCCGAAGAAAGCCGUCCGACGGGCACCACCAGCCAUGAAGUACCCUCACUUUUGUCAGGCGAUCUUCUCGAGAAGAAUCGCGGGGGGAAUGAUGGCACUUUUCAGCCCAGCGAUAUUAGCGAUCCGCAGCUGGAAUACGCGACCCCAUUCCGUCUAGUGAUCAUCAUGUUUACUUUGAGCUUGAGCACUCUGAUUGCCGCGUUGGAUCUCGGUAUUGUCGCCACAGCAAUUCCUCGAAUUACCAGCGAUUUCCACGCCCUGGGCCAUAUCGGAUGGUACAGCGGAGCAUGUUUCCUUCUCGUCGGCACCACAUCCGCCCCCUGGGGCAAGAUGUACAAAUACUUCUCAGCGCAGUACACAUACAUGGCGGCUCUUUCUCUGUACCUGGUUGGAAGCAUCGUAGCUGCAGCAGCGCCGAAUAGCAUCGCCCUGAUCGUUGGCCGGGCUAUUCAGGGCUGGGGGUGUGCCGGCACCCUUGGGGGCUCUGUACUCAUCAUCAACUUCACGGCCGCGCCCAAGGCGCGUCCGAUGCUGAUUGGGUUAUGGAUGGGCGUCUUCAUGAUUGCCACCACCAUUGGGCCUCUCAUGGGCGGAGUUUUCACCACGGAGAUCACCUGGCGCUGGUGCUUCUGGAUUAACCUACCGGUGGGUGGCCCGGCCAUCGUUUUGCAGUUCCUCUUCCUGCGAAUGCCGAAGCACAUCAAGCCGACUCCGGCCACGUGGAAGGAGAUCCUCCUUCAUCUGGAUCUCCCCGGAUGGACGCUGUUGCUCACUUCGAUCGUCUGCUUCCUCCUCGCCAUGGAAUGGGGCGGUCUGGGCAAACCGUGGAGUGACGGCUCGGUCAUCGCGACCUUGGUUGUUUGGGUCAUUUUGACGAGUGCUUUUUUCGUCAUCGAAUGGUUCCAGGGCAAAUAUGCCAUAAUGCCCCUCAGAAUGCUUAAGCCCAGGAUCACAUGGUCCAACCUGUUGUAUGCGUGGAUCGCCAACCUGGCUAAUUUCCAGAUCCUCUUCUAUCUGCCCAUCUACUUCCAAUCUAUCCACGGAAUGUCUGCCAUACAAAGCGGUGUUUAUAGUCUUCCGUUCAUGGCCUUCUAUACCUUUGGGGCGGUGCUCAGCGGUAUUCUUGUUGGAAAAACCCGCCUCUUGCAGCCAUUACAGCUAGCCAGCGGCCUGAUUGCUAUUCUGGGUGCGGCGCUGAUUUUCUGCAUUGAAGUCAACACUCCCAAGUCCUGGUAUAUCGGCGCCCAGAUUCCUUUCGGCUUUGGAAUUGGUCUGGGGAACCAGGUCCCCGUCACGGCGCUGCAAGGUUUCGCGACGCCAGAAACUGUAGCGGCUACUAUGGGCGUAGCUUUCAUGUGUCAAUCAAUCAGCGGUGCCUACUUUGUUUCGGCGGGUAAUUCACUAUUCAACAACUACCUGUUGAAACAACUCGCGAUAACCGCCCCUCAACUUGAUCCGCAGAAGAUCCUCUACACAGGGGUGUCCGAGCUUCAGAAUACCUUUCGAGGUUCAGAGCUAGCCUUGGUGCGACAGGCAUACAUGGUUGGGAUCAAGGAUGUUUUUGCCUUCGCUAUGGCUGGGGCAGCACUGACAGUUGUGCUGGCGAUGGUGAUUCCCUUCAAGAAGCUGCCUUCUCAUGACGACAAAAUAGUCCAAGAUAAGGAGGCGGCCGUCCGGGUCAGUUAG
This is a messenger RNA of Aspergillus melleus, 1722 nucleotides long. Its product is annotated as MDR family MFS transporter. The coding region runs from base 1 to 1722 and encodes 573 amino acids. The transcript has 4 exons. Gene Ontology annotation, molecular function: transmembrane transporter activity. Lineage: Eukaryota; Fungi; Ascomycota; Eurotiomycetes; Eurotiales; Aspergillaceae. The record is from RefSeq and is a predicted model, not a curated record. Gene Ontology annotation, biological process: transmembrane transport.